Jatropha curcas is the source of this 3492-nucleotide messenger RNA. RefSeq names its product ubiquitin-specific protease 2 (gene UBP2). Gene Ontology annotation, biological process: protein deubiquitination. Gene Ontology annotation, molecular function: cysteine-type deubiquitinase activity; zinc ion binding. Gene Ontology annotation, cellular component: nucleus; cytosol. NCBI's taxonomy places the organism in Eukaryota, Viridiplantae, Streptophyta, Magnoliopsida, Malpighiales, Euphorbiaceae. The record is from RefSeq and is a predicted model, not a curated record.
CUGCGACCCAUCUUGUCCCUGAGUUACAGUGUGGAGGACCUGAGGGAGGCCGAAAACCAAAGCCCCUUUAAAAGCUUCAAGCAACUGUCUGUCUCUUCUUUCGCCGUCUGUUCCUCUAACACUGCUUUGUUGGAUCCUAAUCUCCUUCUAAAUCCCUCAAUCUUGAUGUAAUACUUGGAUUUUUAACCACUAAAUAUCUAUUCCUCUUCUUCCUCCAGAUUUAGAGGGACCAAUGGGGAAAAGGGUUAAGAAAAAGAGCCGCUCUUUGCAGAAGGAGAAGCGGAUUACUCCCCAUUCCCCUAAAAUUGCACCUCUACAAAGCAAUCCUGGAGAUAAUAUCAGUGAUGAAGGAGUUGCAGCAUUGAAAGAGAGAAAAUCAUGUGCCCACCUUGACAAGGGUUUUAAUUUGAAUAAUCUGUCUGAGAAAUUUGGGUCUUCAAAUCCUUUAAGGUGUGAGGACUGUAGGGAAGGUGUGGCUGAUAGGAGAGGAGCAAAAGGAAAGGGUAAACAUGGCAAGAAGAAAGGCUCAGCUGAUCCAAAAUCGGAGUCAAAAGCCAUUUGGGUUUGUUUAGAGUGUGGACAUUAUGCUUGUGGAGGGGUCGGCUUGCCAACAAGCCCGCAAAGUCAUGCACUUCGACAUAAUAGACAAACCCGUCAUCCCUUGGUAAUGCAAUGGGAAAACCCUCAUCUUCGUUGGUGCUUCCUGUGUAAUACCCUAAUUCCAGUCGAGACAAUGGAAGAAAGUGGUGAAAAAAAAGAUGCACUAUUGGAUGUUGUAAAAUUGAUGAAGACAAGAUCAUCAGAAAGGUCAUCAGUGGAUGUUGAGGAUGUUUGGUUUGGAGGUGGCAGUGUUGCUAGUGAAAUCAAAGCAGAAGGCACUGUAUCAAACAGCUUGGAGGGAAGAGGUGGUUACAUUGUAAGAGGUUUGGUUAAUCUUGGGAACACUUGCUUCUUUAAUUCGGUUAUGCAGAAUUUACUAUCUAUGGACAAGUUGAGGGAUUUCUUCUUUGAUCAAGAUGCAUCAUUUGGGCCUCUUACCAUUGCUUUGAAAAAGCUCUUUGCUGAAACAAAACCAGAGACGGGUUUAAAAAGUGUGAUCAAUCCAAGAUCUUUUUUUGGGUGUAUAUGUUCAAAAGCUCCUCAGUUUAGGGGAUACCAGCAGCAAGAUAGUCAUGAGUUGCUGCGCUGUUUACUUGAUGGUCUGUCUUCUGAAGAGUUGGGUGUGAGAAAACAGAUAAAUGCUUCAAAGGAAGAUGGAAUUUCUUUGAAACAUGGUUCUACAUUUGUAGAUGCUCUGUUUGGUGGCCGAAUUUCUAGUACUGUAUCAUGUAUUGAAUGCGGCCACUCCUCAACUGUCUAUGAGCCAUUUUUAGAUCUUUCCCUCCCAGUUCCAACCAAGAAACCUCCAACUAAAAGGGCCCAACUAGUUGCUAGACCAAAGAAAACAAAGCUGCCGCCAAAGCGAGGGGGGAAGAUUCGAGGAAAAGCUAACAAAGAUAUAGAUUCCGUGCCAGCACAAAGCAUUUCAAACCCCACAGCUAGCAAGGAGUCUCCAUGCCAAACACUGUCGAUGGUAGCUCAGGCAGAAAAAGCGGUGGCUUCUUCAGGUGAUGCUGCAGGAUCAAAUUCUGUUUGCUUAACUAGUAUGGAUGAUAAAGGUAGUUUGGUCUCACAGAAAAUCUCAACUGCUCCAGAUGCUGACAAUGACCAAGUUGUUGAGGCUAAAGUGGAGCAAACAGCAGCUUCAUUUGACAACUUCACAUGGAUGGAUUAUCUUGGACAAGAAACUAUAGCUGAUGACCCUUAUUUAACUUCACAAAAGAAUGAUGUUUCAACAAGUCAGUAUUCUAAGAAUAUGAUUCCAAAUGAUGGCUUAAUGGAGAGUAGUCAUGUAUUUUCUGUUGACGGGGAGCCAACUCCAAAACUGGACUCUUCUUCUGUGAAUCCUUGGGAAGAGGAGGUUCCAUUACAGGUUACAAGCUCUGAAGUGCUGUUGCUUCCAUGCAAAGAAGAGAGUUUUACUAAUGGGGAGAUAAUAAGAGGAGAAGCUGGGCCCUCCUCUUCUGUUGUGGGUGGACAGGAUGAAGCAGAUUUUGACGGCUUUGGUGAUUUAUUCAAUGAGCCCGAGGUUUCUUCAGGACCUGUUGCAGGGCCAUCCUUAGACAAUGAAACUGCAAGAACUGGUUUUACAGCAGGAAAUAGCAGUGACUCUGAUCCAGAUGAAGUUGAUAAUAGCGAUUCUCCCGUGUCUAUUGAGAGUUGUUUGGCUCAUUUUAUAAAGCCAGAGCUUCUUUCUAAUGACAAUGCUUGGGAAUGUGAGAACUGUUCAAAAACCCUGCCGCGCCGAAGGUUGGAAACCAAGAAGAAGCAAUCUAAAACUGCGUUAGAAACUAUGAUAAAUGGAGGUGAGACUCGAUUCCAUAGCCAUCUGCCAAAUUUAGACAAGGACAACUUACAUUCUACUGAAGUCAGAAACCUUCAAAAUGGAGAUAUGAAUACUGCUAACAUUCUCAACUUUACAGGUGAAAGCUUGAAUAAUGGAAAGAUUGUCUGUUCUAGUCAAAAUUGCAUAAAAGCUGAAACUAGUCAAACGGAUGAGCUAAAACUGAGUGUUUCUCAAAGUGAACAGAAGGGUGACAUGACUGUUGCUCAUGCAGAGCAAUCCCGUUCUUCUACUCUCUAUGAAUCAUGCAGUCAAGAAAGUAUCAGUUCUGCUGUUGAUUCUUCCACUGUUGAUGAGCCAAGUAGCACAGGGUAUACAACUGCUAAAGAUCAGCUGGAUGAUUCCCAAUUAUCUGGAAACUGUGAUGCAGAAGAAGAUGAAGACAAGGAGAGAACUUCCAAGAAAGUGAAAGUGAAGAGGGAUGCAACUAAAAGAGUCCUUGUCGAUAAAGCCCCACCUGUUUUGACUAUUCACCUAAAGAGGUUCAGCCAAGAUGCACGUGGUCGUUUAAGUAAAUUGAAUGGCCACGUCAAUUUCGGAGAGAUACUUGAUCUGAGGCCUUAUUUGGAUCCCAGGUGUGUGGACAGAGAGAAAUAUAUGUACCGUCUGGUUGGAGUAGUAGAGCAUUUGGGAACAAUGAUAGGAGGUCACUAUGUUGCUUAUGUAAGAGGAGGUGUGAGAAGCAAAGGCAAGGAAGAGAAUGAAAAUGGUGAUUCUGUAUGGUAUCAUGCCAGCGAUGCCUAUGUACGAGAGGUUUCCUUGGAAGAAGUUCUUCGCUGUGAGGCAUACAUCUUAUUCUAUGAGAAAAUCUGAUAUUUCAAUACUUUUCCAAUACAUAUGAUUCUUCUUUGAGAUAGUCUGGGGUCAACUAGCAACCCCAAAGAGGAGAGAGAAAGAGAGAGACAAGUUAAAAAAAAAAAAAAAAAAGAAAGAUGAGUGUACAUCAAUUAUCAUGUAUUUGAUACCCAUUUUUUGACGUGUAAUCAAUACGGAUAUGUAAAUUGUGAAAUUAUUUCAUGAGAAAAAUUCAUUCUUGCUCUUUUUUGCCC